Molecule: messenger RNA, 2503 nt
Organism: Erigeron canadensis
Lineage: Eukaryota; Viridiplantae; Streptophyta; Magnoliopsida; Asterales; Asteraceae
Product: protein NLP3-like
Exons: 5
Coding region: 6-2360 (784 amino acids)
Molecular function (GO): DNA-binding transcription factor activity; protein binding
Source: RefSeq, a predicted model, not a curated record
UAUCUAUGGAAUUGUGUGAGCAGCAGUCAACUGUUGAUAUUGAAGAUGGUGAAAAAUCAUCAGAAUUGCUCUGGAACAAGGUCUCUUUAGUACAGCCAACUGUUCCAACUGCUGGCGAUGCGAGAUACCUCACACGGCUUUGGGUUUCUGAAAUUGAAGAGCCACUGGAGCAGCUUCACCGUCGGGAAAUAACUUAUAAGAUAAGAUCUGCAUUAAAGCAGUUAACAUUCCGUGAGAAGCAUGUUCUCAUUCAGUUCUGGUCAGCGCGUUCUGUUGGGAAGCACCAACUACUUACAACUGUAGAUCAACCAUUUGGUCUUGGUAUAGUCGUUCAAGAACUUUGUUUAUAUAGAAGAGAGUCGGAGCAUAGUGCAUAUCUUGUGGACAAAGAUCAUGAAGAACAAGACAAUAAUCCUCCUGCUCGAGUAUUUAGGCGAGGAUUGCCAGAGUGGACUUUUGAUAUAACUAAUUACAACCCAAAAGAUUUUCCACAACAAGAUUAUUUGAUUCGUAGAAAUCUUUAUGGAUAUAUGGCUUUACCAGUGUUUGAUUCUACCACAGGGUUAUGUGUUGGUGUGCUUGAACUCUUGAUGUCUUCCAAGUAUAUGAGUUACGCUUUUGAGGUUCAACAAAUUCACAAUGCGCUCAAGACAAAAAAUCUGGCGACUCCAGAAGCAUUUGAUUCUCCUGUGUCAACGGUGAGACAUGGCUUUUAUACACAGGUUCUUGAUGAACGCAAGCAAAGUGAGUUGUAUGUAAUUUCCAGUAUUCUUCAAACAGUGAGUGACAUCCAUAGUUUGCCUCUUGCUCAGACAUGGGCUAUGUCCCCAACUGGUAGUUUUGUUUCCCGUGAAAAUGUAAUAGAAAAGACUUGUAGUAGUUAUGAUAGUAGAUGCAUUGGGAAAGCCUGCAUGUCCACAACUGCUCUACCAUUUUAUGUUCGAGAUGUGGGCAUGUGGCAGUUUAGGGAAGCAUGUAGAGUCCAACACUUGCAUAAGUCUCGUGGCAUUGUUGGGAGGGCAAUGUUAGCCCAUGCUUCAUGUUAUUGUCAAGAUGUAACUGCAUUAGGUGAAGAGGAAUAUCCUUUGGUCCACAAUGCACGCAUGAGUAGGUUAGCAAGUUGCUUAACAGUUUUCUUGCAUAGUCUUGUAGGAAAUGAUGAUGGCUAUGUGUUGGAGUUUUUCUUGUCAGACAACAAAGAUAGUAAUCAUGUAUUAAACUUGGUGCAAACGUUGAAGCAGAAAGUUGAAGCUGUUUCUGGAUUGAAAUUGGGUGAAACAUCAACUAUAGAAGGUAUUGGAAAGGAGGGCAGUAAUCUGUCUUCAAGUAUAAAUCCUGAUACUAUCCAUAUAUCCUCAUCCACAUGGGCUAAUACCUCCAUAUUUGAGAACUCAUCAAAUUCAGAGUCAUUUUUGGCAACUACAUCCUAUUCUAAUGUGAGUACAAUGAAAAAGAACGAUAUCUUCACUGAUGCUGGAAAAAAUAGUUUUCGGUUGAAACAGGGCAGAAAGAGUAAAAUAAACUCACUGACAAUGAAGUCACUUGAGCAACAGCUUGGAAAACCAAUAGGUCAAGCUGCAAAGAGCCUUGGUGUUAGUAGGUCCACAUUGAAGCGAUUUUGUAGGGUGCAUGGUAUAUCCAGUUGGCCAACGCAAACGAGUAGUACCAAGAUAGGUUAUCUUACAAAUUCAUACAUUUCACAAGAAUCAUGGCCGGAGAAGCAUUUGCAAAGAUCUUCAAGCCCGUCUUUUGCUUUAUCCGUUGCUGUUUUCGUGGUGCUAGGGGUUAAGCGGUGGAGUUGUUCAAGUAAAAGACAUGGUUUUGCAGGCAAGUGGUGGAGUUGUGGCAAACAUAGCUAUCUACCUUCAAGAUCAUAUUCUAUUUACCAAAUAACACGACUUGUAGUGGGCUUGAUGCGCUGGAGACGUAAAAGUUCAAAAAGGCAUGCAAUGCCAUACAAUCCAUCUUUGUAUCUGAGCAUAGGAAAUUUAAAACACGAGACAAGUCUGGUAAACAAAUAUAUAAAUGUUGAUCAGCCACUCUUAGAUUCUGGUUUAAUUUGUGCAUCUUCAAAGCAGAGUGUUGGCACUGGUUUGGAUAUGGGGCUCGUGUUAACGGUAAAGGCAAGUUUUAAUGAUGAUAUGAUAAAGUUCCGAUUUCCUAUUACAUCGGGCUUGUUGGAACUUGAGAACGAAGUUGCUCAAAGAGUAAAUGUCAAGGGUAAAAAGCUUAGUCUAAAAUAUAAGGAUGAAGACAAUGAUUUGGUAAGCAUUACUUGUGAUGCUGACUUGUAUACUCUUCCAGAACUUUUGGCUACUAACAGCACCAUCAAAUUACACGUCCAGGUGGCAGAUGAUUAAUCUCAAGUCUGGACAAGUUGGUUGUUUUGUUUUCUUUCAGGAAUUUUAAUUCAAGUUUUGAACUUCAUGAAAAUACUGUUCAUUAAUCUGUCAUUUGGUAAACUAAAAAGGUAAUAGUUAUAUACAUAUUCUUAAACUUUAAA